AUGGCCGACUUUGUCAAGCUCUCCAUUUUUGGUACCGUCUUUGAGGUCACCACCCGAUAUGUCGACUUGCAGCCCGUCGGCAUGGGCGCUUUCGGUCUGGUCUGCUCCGCAAACGACCAGCUCACAAGCACCUCGGUUGCCAUCAAGAAGAUCAUGAAACCUUUUUCCACUCCCGUUCUCUCCAAGCGUACCUACCGAGAGCUCAAGCUGCUCAAACACAUUCGUCACGAAAACAUUAUCAGCCUCAGCGACAUUUUCAUCUCGCCUCUUGAGGAUAUUUACUUUGUCACCGAGCUCCUCGGCACUGAUCUCCACCGACUGCUCACCAGCCGUCCACUCGAGAAGCAAUUCAUUCAGUACUUCUUGUACCAGAUCCUCCGAGGUCUCAAGUACGUUCACUCGGCCGGUGUCGUCCACCGUGACUUGAAGCCAAGCAACAUUCUCGUCAACGAGAACUGCGAUCUGAAGAUCUGCGACUUUGGUCUUGCCCGUAUCCAGGACCCCCAGAUGACCGGUUACGUCAGCACAAGAUAUUACCGUGCCCCCGAAAUCAUGCUCACCUGGCAAAAGUACGAUGUGGCUGUCGAUGUUUGGAGUGCAGGUUGCAUUUUUGCAGAGAUGCUUGAAGGCAAGCCGCUCUUCCCAGGAAAGGACCACGUCAACCAAUUCUCCAUUAUCACCGAGCUGCUCGGCACCCCACCAGACGAAGUCAUCAAGACCAUCUGUUCGGAAAAUACGCUUCGAUUCGUCCAGUCGCUGCCCAAGCGAGAGCGUGUUCCUUUCUCACAAAAGUUCAAGAACGCCGACCCGAUGGCGUUGGAUCUCCUCGAAAAAAUGCUCGUCUUUGACCCCAGGACACGGAUCAGCGCCGCCGAAGCGCUCGCACAUCCCUACCUCGCUCCUUACCACGACCCUACCGACGAACCAGAGGCUGAGGAGGCUUUUGACUGGUCCUUCAACGAUGCCGACCUACCUGUCGACACAUGGAAGGUCAUGAUGUACUCUGAAAUCCUCGACUUCCACAACAUUGACAAUUCGGGUCAAGACGAGGGUCCCGUGCCGCCCGUCAACAAUUAA
Mycosarcoma maydis (corn smut) is the source of this 1077-nucleotide messenger RNA. RefSeq names its product putative mitogen-activated protein kinase HOG1. Gene Ontology annotation, molecular function: MAP kinase activity; ATP binding. Gene Ontology annotation, cellular component: cytoplasm; nucleus. The transcript is spliced from 3 exons. The coding region runs from base 1 to 1077 and encodes 358 amino acids. Gene Ontology annotation, biological process: stress-activated MAPK cascade; osmosensory signaling pathway; protein phosphorylation. Lineage: Eukaryota; Fungi; Basidiomycota; Ustilaginomycetes; Ustilaginales. The record is from RefSeq and is a predicted model, not a curated record.